AUGCGAUCGAUCAGCCUCGCGCGCUGCUACAGACAUUUCUCUGCAACCCUAUCGUCAGGUGCCCCUGCCUCGAUAUCUCGCUCGCUCUCUCGCCCCCAGCAGCGCUCCUUUCAUUGGCCGUUGACCGUCUCACUCAUCUCUGAGGAUCUUCUGGCAACCAUCAGCCUCCUUCCAAUCCCAAGCAUGUCCUUCUCUUCUGACAAGGGCAGCCGUCGUGGCUCCAUCUCGCUCGCCAGCAAGCGUCGAGGUUCUGGAACCGAAAAGCUCGAAAGCCAUGUAAGUGCCUACCCCCUCUCUCUGUCAUUCUUUUCCCUCUCCUCGUCUUCGGCCCACGUCCCGCUGCUCUACUCCUCGCAGCGACGUUCAGCUUGCCAUCGCGCCCAGAACCUUUUUCUACAUCCACCAUCAUCGUCCGACACAUUCCUGGCCACGGACCGAUCUAAUAUCCCAUCGAAGCAAUCGAUCCGCGCACCAUUCUGCAAGGCAAUCGAAACACCUUUGAUUGGUUGCACGAGGCUGAGUGCCAGCCUAUCAACUUUCUCCUGGUCGCUCCACCCCUUGACCUGCUCCUCGACGCGCUGCAUCCACCAGCCCUCCAGACCACACCUGGCGAAAAUGACUGCUGUCGCUCAUACACUCAUGCCCUCUUUGCCUGUGGGCAAAGUUUCUCGCCUCGUAGGAGGGGGCAUCUCGUACAUGGAGCGUGCGUUGCUGACGCUCAACUCACUCACACCUGAUUCGCUCACCAAACAGAUCGCCUCGUGGCACACCAGUUCGCACAAGCAUGAGGACAACCCACACGCCCACGAGGAGCAGCUCAAGCAGACCUACGAGCGCUUCGAGAAGCUCUUCACCAUCACGCCCCAACGUCUGCGUAUGAUCACCGACCGCUUCGUCGGCGUGCUCGAGGAAGGUCUCCAGAAGGAUGGUCAGACCGUACCCAUGCUUCCCGCCUACGUAUUCGGCUGGCCCAGCGGCGAUGAGGUCGGUUCCUACCUGGCUCUCGAUCUCGGUGGCACCAACUUGCGCGUCUGCCACGUCGUCCUCAAGGGAGCUGGAAAGUUCGAAAUCACUCAGUCCAAGUUCCGUCUCACCGAAGAGCAGAAGCAGUCCGAAGGCCAGAAGCUCUUCGACUUUUGCGCCGACUGUCUCGCCACCUUCAUCAAGGAUCACUUUGGCGACCAGAACGGCGACGUCAUCCUCGAAGAGGAGCUCGCGCUCGGCUUCACUUUCAGCUACCCGAUGGAGCAGGAAAAGAUCGACCACGGCAAGCUCGUCCGAUGGACCAAGGGCUUUGGCAACCCCAACACCGAGGGCCGCGACUGCGCCGCCAUGUUCCGCGAAUCGCUCGACAAGUUCAAGCUGCCCGUCAAGAUGGUCUCGAUCAUCAACGACACCACCGGAACGCUCAUCGCCUCCAACUACGUCAACCACGACACGAGGAUCGCCUGCAUCUUUGGUACCGGCUGUAACGCCGCCUACAUGGAGCACAUGAAGGAUAUCCCCAAGAUCAAGCACCUCGGCCUGCCCGAGGACGAAGAGAUGGCCAUCAACUGCGAGUACGGUGCCUUCGACUCGUUCAAGCACGAGCACAUGGCCGAGAUCCGCACAAAGUACGACGAGUACAUCGACCUUCACUCCAACAAGCCGCACGAGCAGUCGUACGAAAAGAUGAUCGCCGGUCUCUACCUCGGCGAGAUCUUCCGCCUGUGCAUCUGCGACCUGAUCGACGAGGGCAUUCUCUUCCUGGGUCAGAACACGUACAAGCUCGAGAAGACCAACGUCUUCGACACGGCCUUCCUAUCGCUCAUGGAGUCGGAUCCCACCGACGAGCUCUUGACGGUGACCGGUCUCUUUACGCACUUUUUCGGCAUCGACACCACGAUCGAGGAGAGGCAGUUCUUCCGCAAGCUGGCCAAGCUCAUCGGUACACGAUCGGCGCGUCUGAGCUCGUGCGGUAUUGCUGCGCUGGUGACCAAGAUGGGCUACCUGGACAAGGGGUGCGGUGUUGGUGCCGACGGCUCGCUCUACUCGAAAUACCCUGGAUUCGCCGACCGCCUCCACCAGGCGCUCGAAGACAUCUUUGGCGAAAAGGGACGCAACAUCAAGACCUACCAAGCCGAGGAUGGUUCGGGUGUAGGCUCGGCCAUCAUCGCAGCCAUGACCAAGGCGCGCAAGGAGGAGGGCAAGUACGUCGAAGUGUAA
This is a messenger RNA of Pseudozyma hubeiensis SY62, 2205 nucleotides long. Its product is annotated as likely hexokinase. Gene Ontology annotation, molecular function: mannokinase activity; fructokinase activity; glucokinase activity. The transcript has a single exon. The record is from RefSeq and is a predicted model, not a curated record. The coding region runs from base 1 to 2205 and encodes 734 amino acids. Lineage: Eukaryota; Fungi; Basidiomycota; Ustilaginomycetes; Ustilaginales; Ustilaginaceae. Gene Ontology annotation, biological process: intracellular glucose homeostasis; glucose 6-phosphate metabolic process; glycolytic process. Gene Ontology annotation, cellular component: cytosol; mitochondrion.